AUGUACCAAUUUGGAGAACUAUUCAAGGACCCCAAGACCUACUUCAUUGCGGUGAUCGUGACGGCAAUGAAUAUCUCCAACGCGGCCAUCAGCAGUUUCUUCGCGCUGAUCAUCAAAAGCUUCGGUUACACCACCAAGGAAAGCGAGCUACUCGCCAUCCCCGGCGGCGUGGUCAGCUUGAGCAGCAUUCUCACAGGCACGUAUCUGGCCGGCCGCUUUGAUCAGCGAUGUCUGAGCGUCAUAGGGAUCCUCGCCUGUGGGCUCCUCGGAGGCUGCUUGAUGGCCUUCUCCCAUGAUGGAAUGAAAGCAGACGAGCUAGCUGGGAACUACCUGGCCAACUGUGUCGGGAUCGCUCUACCGUUGAUGUACUCCAUCACUGGUGCUAAUGUCGCAGGCCAACCAAGAAAGUCACGAUGA
Molecule: messenger RNA, 417 nt
Organism: Aspergillus pseudoviridinutans
Lineage: Eukaryota; Fungi; Ascomycota; Eurotiomycetes; Eurotiales; Aspergillaceae
Product: putative MFS transporter
Exons: 1
Coding region: 1-417 (138 amino acids)
Cellular component (GO): membrane
Molecular function (GO): transmembrane transporter activity
Source: RefSeq, a predicted model, not a curated record